Molecule: messenger RNA, 1478 nt
Organism: Tinamus guttatus (white-throated tinamou)
Lineage: Eukaryota; Metazoa; Chordata; Aves; Tinamiformes; Tinamidae
Source: RefSeq, a predicted model, not a curated record
UACCAGAACCUAACACCCAAAUGCUGGCAGUUCAGAAUGCAAAAGCCUAUUUGCAGAAGAGCAGCACAGCAUCCGGCCUGAACCUAUAUGAUCAUCUUUCUAACAUGCUAACAAAGAUCCUGGAUGAACAGCCCAGAAACGUAGUAGACAUAAUUGAGAAUAUCAGCAAGGAUGUGAAGUGGUCCCAGUUUCAGAAAAAAAUGGAUACUCUCCGUGAUGAGCAUGAGAUUCUUCCAACAUUUGAAGUUGCAGAAAAGCGUAAAGCUUUGUUCCUUAAGGCACAUGGAGAAGGAGACGAAGAGCUAGAAGACGAGAUAGCAGACACCCCUCUACCCAAUGUGAUGGAAACAGCCUUUUAUUUUGAACAGGCUGGAAUUGGCUUGAGCAAAGAUGAAACCUAUCACAUAUUCCUUGCCCUUAAACAACUAAUUAGUGUUCAGCCAAUCCAGACCUGUCGUUUUUGGGGCAAGAUUUUAGGCCUGGAGAUGAACUAUAUUAUAGCUGAAGUACAGUACCAUGACAGAGCAGAUGACGAGGAAGCAGAAGAGGAAGAAGACAAUGAGGAAGGAGGGAAAGGGAUGGAUGAGGAAAAAGAAGCAGAUGAAGAUGAAGAGAAAGAAGAGGAUGAUGAACCACCACAAUCCACCUAUAAGCCCCCACCUCUGAUCCCAAAAGAAGACACGGGCACUGGGACUAAUAAAUACAUCUACUUUGUCUGUAACGAGCCAGGCAAACCCUGGGUGAAGUUGCCUCCGGUGACUCCGGCACAGAUUGUCUGUGCCAGGAAGAUCAAAAAGUUCUUCACUGGCAGGCUGGAUGCUCCUGUUCAAUUUGGAGAGGAAGAAGGAGAUGAAGAGGAAGAGGGGAUAGGAGGAAGAGAUACAUAUGAAGAAAACCCUGAUUUUCAGCCUCUUUCUGUGGUAGAGAUGGUGGAUUCUCUCUCCAUGUGGGUACACCAUACGCAGCAUAUUCUAAAGCAGGGUCGCUGUGUUUGGCUUAAUCCUCUCCAAAAAUCAGAGGAAGAAGAAGAAGGUGAAGAGGAGGAAAAACCAGAGGAGCCAGAAGAAAUACAACAAGAAAUAGGACCUCCUCUUCUCACUCCUAUCUCUGAAGAUGAAGGAAUUCACAAUAUCCCUGCUUGGACAGCUCAGUUUUCCACAAACCUGGUGCCUCAAUAUGCUGUUGCAAUCCUUCAGUCUAAUCGAUGGCCUGGAGCAUACACCUUUGCAUCUGGCAGGAGAUUUGACAAUAUCUACCUUGGCUGGGGUCACAAAUACAGUCCAGAAAACCACACACCCUCGCUGCCUCCGCCAGUGCAAACAGAGUAUCCUAGCGGGCCGGAGAUCACCGAGACAAACGACCCCAGUGUGGAGGAGGAACAAGCUCUCCAGGCUGCGCAGGAAGAAGCCUUAGCUGCAGCUGAGGAAGAGGAAGAGGAGGAGGAAGAGGAUGAGGAUGAUGAGGAAGAGGAUGAUUGA